AUGACACCGGCCAAAUCCCGCUCCGAGGGCAACUGGACCGACGCCGAACGCGCCACCAUGGUCCGCGAAUUCAUCGCUACCUGUCCGCCCAGUGCCGAGUUUUUCCACCGCAUCGAAGCGCUGUUCCCCCAACAUACGCCCAAACUCAUUCGUCAGCAGUGGAAACGUCGUAUCGAAAAGGAAUUCCUCUCCCUCUUUGGCGGCGGCGGCGCCGGCAGCAGCAGCAGCGGCGGCACCGAGGAUGGCGCUGGAGAGGAAGAGGGACGCACCCGGUCGACGAGGAAGAGGAAGAGGCAGGCCGCGGCCGAGGGAAAAGUCAAGCAGAGCGACGAGGAGCUCAAAAUGGAGGGCAAGGACGAGGUCGAGGAUGAGGUCAAGGACGAAUAA
Molecule: messenger RNA, 387 nt
Organism: Pseudozyma flocculosa PF-1
Lineage: Eukaryota; Fungi; Basidiomycota; Ustilaginomycetes; Ustilaginales; Ustilaginaceae
Exons: 2
Coding region: 1-387 (128 amino acids)
Source: RefSeq, a predicted model, not a curated record